Messenger RNA from Teleopsis dalmanni, 2352 nucleotides. RefSeq lists its product as uncharacterized. The record is from RefSeq and is a predicted model, not a curated record. Lineage: Eukaryota; Metazoa; Arthropoda; Insecta; Diptera; Diopsidae. Bases 1 to 2352 code for a protein of 783 amino acids. The transcript has a single exon.
AUGUCUAGCGCUUCCAAUAACUUUCAUGACCAUGGUCCUAACAGUGAUAGGAAUGGGCUUGUAGACCGCAAUGAAUAUCUGGGUAAUAGCGAAUAUCAACAGCAAGCUGGAGAACGCAAUGGAAACCUGGGUAAUGGCGAAUAUCAACAGCAAGCUGGAAGUGUUAAUGUGGGCGAUGACGAAUAUCAGCAGCAAGCUGGAGGUAUUAAUGUAGGCAAUGGCAAAUAUCAGCAGCAAGCUGGUGGUGUUAAUGUGGACGAUGGCGAAUAUCAGCAGCAAGAUGGAGCUGUUAAUGUGGAUGAUGACGAAUAUCAGCAGCAAGGUGGAGGUAUUAAUGUAAGCAAUGGCAAAUAUCAGCAGCAAGCUGGAGGUGUUAAUGUGGACGAUGGCGAAUAUCAGCAGCAAGCUGGUGGUAUUAAUGUGGACGAUGGCGAAUAUCAACAACAAUCUGGAGGUAUUAAUGUAGAUAAUGGCGAAUAUCAGCAGCAAGAUGAAGGUGUUAAUGUGGACUAUGGCAUAUAUCAGCAGCAAACUGGUGGUAUUAAUGUGGGCAAUGGCGAACAUAAACAACAAUCUGGAGGUAUUAAUGUAGAUGAUGGCGAAUAUCAACAGCAAGCUGGUGGCAUUAAUGUGUACGAUGGCGAAUAUCAACCACAAUCUGGAGGUAUUAAUGUGAGUGAUGGCGAAUAUCAGCAACAAGAUGGAGCUGUUAAUGUGGACGAUGGCGAAUAUCAGCAGCACGGUGGAGGUAUUAAUGUAAGCAAUGGCAAAUAUCAGCAGCAAGCUGGAGGUGUUAAUGUAGAUGAUGGCGAAUAUCAGCAGCAAGCUGGUGGUAUUAAUGUGGACGAUAACGAAUAUCAACAGCAGACUGGAGGGGUUAAUGUGGACGAUGGCGAAUAUCACCAGCAAUCUGGAGGCAGAAGCAUUAAUAUGGGCGAUGGCGAAUAUCAGCAGCAAACUGGAAGAAGGAGUGAAAACAUAAAUCACGAAUAUCAGCAGCAAGCUGGAGGUCACAAUGAAACUCUGGAUAAUGGGGAUCAGCAGCAAGCUAGAGACAACAGUAUUAAUAUGGGCGGUGGCGAAUAUCAGCAGCAAGCUGAAAGCAGCAGUAUUAAUAUGAGCGAUGGCGAAUAUCAGCAACAAGAUGGAGCUGUUAAUGUGGACGAUGGCAAAUAUCAGCAGCAAGCUGGAGGUAUUAAUGUGAGUGAUGGCGAAUAUCAGCAACAAGAUGGAGCUGUUAAUGUGGACGAUGGCAAAUAUCAGCAGCAAGCUGGAGGUGUUAAUGUGGACGAUGGCGAAUAUCAGCAGCAAGAUGGAGGUGUUAAUGUGGACUAUGGCUUAUAUCACCAGCAAACUGAUGGUAUUAAUGUGGGCAAUGGCGAACAUAAACAACAAUCUGGAGGUAUUAAUGUAGAUGAUGGCGAAUAUCAGCAGCAAGCUGGUGGUAUUAAUGUGGACGAUGGCGAAUAUCAACAACAAGGUGGAGGUAUUAAUGUGAGCAAUGGCGAAUAUCAACAAAAAGCUGGAGGUAUUAAUGUGGAUGAUAGCGAAUAUCAGCAGCAAGCUGGUGGUAUUAAUGUGGGCGAUAACGAAUAUCAACAGCAGACCGGAGGGGUUAAUGUGGACGAUGGCGAAUAUCAGCAACAAGGUGGAGGUAUUAAUGUGGGCAAUGGCGAACAUAAACAACAAUCUGGAGGUAUAAAUGUAGAUGAUGGCGAAUAUCAGCAGCAAGCUGGUGGUAUUAAUGUGGGCGAUAACGAAUAUCAACAGCAGACUGGAGGGGUUAAUGUGGACGAUGGCGAAUAUCACCAGCAAUCUGGAGGCAGAAGCAUUAAUAUGGGCGAUGGCGAAUAUCAGCAGCAAACUGGAAGAAGGAGUGAAAACAUAAAUCACGAAUAUCAGCAGCAAGCUGGAGGUCACAAUGAAACUCUGGAUAAUGGGGAUCAGCAGCAAGCUAGAGACAACAGUAUUAAUAUGGGCGGUGGCGAAUAUCAGCAGCAAGCUGAAAGCAGCAGUAUUAAUAUGAGCGAUGGCGAAUAUCAGCAGCACAAUAGUUAUAUCGAUAAUAACUACAGCUAUCGCAGAAGAAAUACACGCAACGGUAGACAAGGUGGACGUUUUGUGAAUAAAUUGAAUACCAGGCAACAGUUUAAUAGAUAUGUGAUACUAGCUUCUCUAAUAUCCAGGAUUUUUCAAUUGCAACAGGCAAUGUACAAUAUGCGCAGGACAUACGAUUUAUUUCGUGAUUAUUUGGAUACAGUACGUGGAAGCAUGAGCAAUCAGGAACCACAAUUUGAGGAGGGAAUUCCAGACGAGCCUCCAGAAGAAAAUGGAGAUCAAAUCGAUGAGUAA